UCAAGUCAUAUUAUCAGAAUCUAGAUCGAGAUCUGUCUUCAACUCUUGAUAAAAAAAGAAUAUAAUAUACACAAUCCCACAAUUAUUACUAUAUCCAUACAUGAUUCACAUCUACAUACAUGCCUUGUGUAUAAUGUAUUUAAUCCCGCUUAUUAACCAGAUGAGCAGAAAUGGGGUGGCUGCAGAAUUGUGAUUAUUCUGCUGUUAUUCUACUUUCAUUUCUCUCUCUAUUUACAGGCCAUUGUUAUGCUUCAGACUUUUUUUCCAUUGGGAGAACCCUCCUUCAAAGCAAGAAACCUUGCCCAGUAAACUUUGAGGUUCAGAAUUAUACAAUUAUCACGAGCGAAUGCAAAGGACCAGAAUACCCUCCGAAGAUAUGCUGCAAUGCGUUUUUAAGGUUCUCUUGUCCGUACGCUGACGUCAUCAACGACAGGACGUCGGAUUGCGCCGACACCAUGUUCGCUUACAUCAACCUUUACGGCAAGUACCCGCCGGGAAUUUUCGCCAGCGAGUGCAAAGGAGAUAAGAACGGCAUAUCAUGCAAGGACGUGCCGUCGGGCGUUAGCGGCGGCGCUCUUGCCCCGUCUCCGCCGUCUCUGCUGCUUGCACCACCAUUUCUAGUGCUGUUUUUGUGCUUCGUCUAGAUGCCUGAAUUUUUUUUU
Ipomoea nil (Japanese morning glory) is the source of this 662-nucleotide messenger RNA. Its product is annotated as GPI-anchored protein LLG1-like. The record is from RefSeq and is a predicted model, not a curated record. Lineage: Eukaryota; Viridiplantae; Streptophyta; Magnoliopsida; Solanales; Convolvulaceae. Bases 171 to 644 code for a protein of 157 amino acids. The transcript is spliced from 3 exons.